This is a messenger RNA of Anopheles moucheti, 2246 nucleotides long. RefSeq names its product alkaline phosphatase 4-like. The coding region runs from base 403 to 2115 and encodes 570 amino acids. Gene Ontology annotation, molecular function: alkaline phosphatase activity. The transcript has 3 exons. Gene Ontology annotation, biological process: dephosphorylation. The record is from RefSeq and is a predicted model, not a curated record. Lineage: Eukaryota; Metazoa; Arthropoda; Insecta; Diptera; Culicidae.
ACAGCAUUCGGCGAUCGUUUCGGGCUGCGGCUACUCGAUCGGACACAGUGAAAGUGUGCGCCACGAAAUCGAGCAGACGCCAACCAAACUUUACCUGCAGUAGCACCGAGUGACAGUCAGUGCGUUUGUCACAUGUAUUAAGAUCAAACAAAACACGACCAACCGGUUAAAUUGAUACCGCAGGUAUCGAUCGGAACCGAUCAUUUAUAGUCGACGAUGGCCUGCUGAGUGGUUGUAUUAAAGUUCCCGCUCAAACAAUAGUGCUGUGCUGGCGCCUUGGCAUCGUUCCUAGUGAAAGUGUCGUGCACCACAGCUAUCGAAGUUUAACAUUGUACACCUUUGCCGAACACGUUCUACACGUUGCUUCCACAUUUACACUUGCUUCCUCCGCAAACUAUCAUCAUGGUGCUUUCUAUGUGUCGGUGCGUGUUAUUGCUGCUAAGUGGCCUAUUGUUCGUCCUAAUCUGUGAUAUUGAUCGUGCACAGGGUGCUUCCGUCUACAAAUCACCUAAUCUCGACGAUGCACGUUUCUGGCGACGAAAUGCUGAAUCCUACCUCAAGAAAGUCUUAACGUACGACGAAAACCGUCGUAUGAUACCCUCGAUGGCGAAAAACAUUAUCAUCUUCGUGGGCGACGGAAUGGGAAUUGCCUCACUAUCAACGGGGCGCAUCUUCAAGGGCCAACGAGCUGGACGAUCGGGCGAGGAAGAACAGUUGAGCUUCGAUAACUUCCCGAACACGGGCAUGUCAAAAACAUACAACACCGACCGACAGGUACCGGACUCUGCCGGUACCGCUACUGCCAUGUUCUCUGGCAUCAAAACGAAGUACGGUGUGCUUGGGGUGGAUUAUACGAUUACCGAGACAAAUUUGGAGGCAGCCAAGGUGCCAUCGUUCAUAGACUGGGCACAGGCAGAGGGUAAGCGAACGGGCAUAGUGACAACGACACGUGUCACACACGCAACGCCCGCCGCCUGUUACGCUCACACCAUUAACCGGAAUUAUGAGUGUGGUGCAAAGAUUCCUGUACAUCUGAAGAAUCGCAUCAAGGACAUCGCUCGUCAGAUGAUGGAGGAUGCACCGGGAAGGAAUCUAAAUGUUGUGCUUGGCGGAGGUAGAAACCAUUUUGGAGCAUCCAUGCCAGCACAUCUGAAGCCGGAGUAUAAAUUCCAAGGUGCCAUGGAGAAGACGUGUAUUCGCACCGAUGGACGUAACCUGGUUGAGGAGUGGAAGCAACGCUGGAAUGGUACAAAUGCUGCAUACGCCUGGAAAACCUCCGAUCUGAGAGCAGCUGAGUUGGAUAAGGUAGAACAUCUGCUCGGUCUGUUCAAUGACGAUCAUCUUAGCUACGAUUCGGUACGAGACCGAUCUCCAGAUGGAGAACCGUCACUGAGUGAGAUGACAGAGGCCGCGAUCAAGGUACUGCAGCGACCCGAUUCACCUGGGUUUGCGCUCAUGGUUGAAGGAGGCCGCAUCGAUCACGCACAUCAUCAGAACCAUGCUCAUCUUGCGUUGGCCGAGGUUGUUGAGCUAGACAAAGCCGUCGAAACAGCACUCAAUAUGGUCGAUCUUGACGAAACGCUUAUCAUCGUAACAGCGGACCAUUCACACGCGAUGACCUUCAACGGCUAUCCAGACCGGGGGAACGACAUACUGGGCUUCGGUAAUCGACCCAACGCAACACCUUAUGAAACGAUUACCUAUGCAAACGGACCCGGUUUCCUGCAGCACCGGUUUAACGCCAGUAUACUGACCGAAGAGUCUACCGAUUGGGCGACCUGGGUUAAGCUGAAUCUGCUCAACAGAAGCGAAGUCACCUACCGGCAUCUCUCAGCAUUCCCAUUGCCGGAUGAAACGCACGGCGGUGAAGACGUGGCCGUGUUUGCUGCCGGUCCCGGUGCUAAUCUCGUUCGCGGUACGUUCGAGCAGAACUAUAUCGCGUACGUAAUGAGUUACGCUGGAUGCAUGGGUCCGGCCAAACGGCUCAAUGUUGCCUGUGACGACGACUUCCGACAGGAGUAUACUAAAGCGUCCAGUGCGCAACGUGCCGCCUGCAGUAUUGCGCUAGUCAUCGUCUUCAUGCAUGCCAUCUUAGGAUUAGUCAGGCGAAUGUAAUAUUUAACUGUUAACGUAUUGUACCGUUUAAAUACUGUCUAUAAUAUUGAUCGAUGCUGGCGUCAAAAUCUUAGAAACAAAAUAUGCAAACAUUAGCAUAAAAAUAAACUAAACGGUUAAAAUAAAGAAAA